Messenger RNA from Ornithorhynchus anatinus (platypus), 1545 nucleotides. RefSeq names its product tripartite motif-containing protein 10-like. Bases 1 to 1545 code for a protein of 514 amino acids. The record is from RefSeq and is a predicted model, not a curated record. The transcript has 7 exons. Gene Ontology annotation, molecular function: zinc ion binding; protein binding. NCBI's taxonomy places the organism in Eukaryota, Metazoa, Chordata, Mammalia, Monotremata, Ornithorhynchidae.
AUGGCCUGUGCCCUUCUGGACCUGUUGGAAGAAGAAGUGACGUGUGCCAUCUGCCUGACCUACCUGGAAGACCCGGUCACCAUCGACUGCGGGCACAUCUUCUGCCGGGGUUGUGUGGCCAAGGUCCACGAGUUCCGGGGCCCCGCCUUGCUCAUCCCCCCAUCCUGUCCGCUCUGCAAAAGGACCUUCAGAAAGGAGCACUGGAAGCCCGCCUGGCAGGCGGCCAGCAUGGUCAGGAACAUCCGGAAAGUGAAGGAACGGGAGGAGAGAGCCGCCGGGGGAGAGACGCUCUGCGGGAAACACGGGGAGAAGCUGCAUUUCCACUGCGAGGAUGACGGGCAGCUGCUGUGCAUAGUCUGCAGGGAGUCCCGGGAGCACCGGCCCCACGAGGUGACCGUCAUCGAGGAGGCCGCCCAAACCUACCGGGAGAAGAUUCUGCAUCAUAUCCAAUUAUUCAAGAAACAGAGAGAUGAGAUUCUGGAUUUUCAGUCUAUAGGGAAAGGGAAGAUCCAGAUGCUGCUGACCCAGACGGAAGCCGACGAGCAGAAAGUCAAGUCAGAGUUUCGUCAAAUUCACCAGUUCCUGGAGAGGCAGGAGUGUCUCUUACUUGGCCAUUUGAAGCUACUGAGCAGAUGGAUCCGGGAGGGGCAGCUGGAAUAUGUCGCCAGGUUCUCUGAGGAGUUUUCGUGUCUGGGGACCCUCAUCGCGGAGCUGGAAGAGAAGAAUCAACAGCCCGACAUUCCGUUGCUGGAGGACAUCAACGACUUGCUGAGAAGGUGUCAGCGUGAGAAAUUCCUCGGUCUGGAUCCCAUUUCCCUCGCAUUUGAGAAAAGAAGCAGCAACGUUGCCGAAAAAAUUCUCCACAUCCAGAGGGGUCUUAAGGAAUUCCGAGCCUCCCAGGAAGGAAUAGUCGCCGGCCUUCCUGAUCCAUCGUCCUGCUGUGCCAGCUUGGCCCUCAGCUCUCCUCUCGCUCUCCCCUCGGAGCAGUUGUUGCAGGAACUGGAAUGUAACUCGGCCGGGAUCACGCUGGACCCGGACACUGCCCCCAAGUGUCUUGCAAUCUCCGGGGACGGGAAACGGGCGAUCAACACGGCCCGUUUCUGCGAUCAACGGCAGAAGCUGCCUGACCACCCCAAGCGUUUUGACUCGGACCCCUUCCUGCUGGGCCGGGAGGGUUUCGCAGCGGGGAGGCACUCCUGGGUGGUGGAACUGGAGGUGGGAAAGUUCGGGGCGGGAGCUGUCGGGGUGGCCCGCGAGUCUGUGAAGAGGAAGGGGGGGAUCGUCAUCACCCCCGAGGAGGGGUUCUGGGCCCUGGGUUUCUCUCUGCGUUCCGUCUGGCCCCUCACGGCCAAUCCCACCCAGGAGGCUCAGAGGAAGAGGCCUCGCAAGUUGAGGGUCUCCCUGGACUGGGCCGGGGGCCGGGUUACCUUCUCCAACGCCGAGACCCGGUCCCCCGUCUACACUUUCUCAGCCUCCUUCUCAGAGAAGAUCUUCCCGUUCUUUGGACUCUGGAAGGAGGGCACCCAGGUCACUGUGAGCCCCUGA